Solanum tuberosum (potato) is the source of this 1413-nucleotide messenger RNA. Its product is annotated as endo-1,4-beta-xylanase A-like. The transcript is spliced from 5 exons. The record is from RefSeq and is a predicted model, not a curated record. Gene Ontology annotation, molecular function: hydrolase activity, hydrolyzing O-glycosyl compounds. Gene Ontology annotation, biological process: carbohydrate metabolic process. NCBI's taxonomy places the organism in Eukaryota, Viridiplantae, Streptophyta, Magnoliopsida, Solanales, Solanaceae. Bases 1 to 1413 code for a protein of 470 amino acids.
AUGGACAGAGGCUGGGUGAGAGUGAAAAAUGUAGAUUCUGCGCUGGUAACAGCUAAAUUGAAGCUAGACAAUCAAUAUCCAAAAUGUAUAGGAAGUGUUGUUGCCAAGAAAGGAUGUUGGUCUUUUCUCAAAGGUGGUUUCCUUUGGAGCGCACCUUCCAAUUCCUUCCAGAUACAUUUGACGAAUUCAGAUGUAUCACAAAGAAACGUGGAAAUAGAGAUUAUUAACUAUUCCUUACAGCCGUUUACAGAAAAGGAAUGGAGAUUCAAUCAAUUUGAAGGGAUAAAAACGGAAAGAAAACGAGCUGUUACGAUCCAUGUUGUAGAUGAAAAUGGAAACAGUUUGCCUAAUGCAGCAGUCAAAAUAGAUCAAAUCUCAACGGAUUUUCCAUUUGGAACUAUGAUAGCAAGUACCAUUGUGGGAAAUUUGUCUUAUCAGGAAUGGUUCGUCAAGCGAUUCAAAGCAACAGUUUUUGAAAAUGACCUCAAGUGGUACAAGACAGAGCCACUGCCUGGAGUAUUCAACUAUACCAUAGUGGAUCAGAUGAUGCAAUUCGUUCGAAAGAACAAACUUUUAGUUAGAGGACACACCAUGUUCUGGGGAAACCCAACGAUGAUACAAGAUUGGGUCGAAAACAUGACAGUUCCUCAGCUACAAAAAGCAAUGGAUGGAAGAAUUAAAAGUGUAAUGAGUAAAUACAGAAAUGAGUUUUUUCACUGGGAUAUAAUCAAUGAACUCCUCCAUUUCAAUUUUUAUGAGAAAAAACUCGGUCCAAAUGCUACCUUGGAUAUGUUCAAGAAAGUUCACCGCGCAGAUCCACUAGUAACCCUAUUUCUCAAUGAAUACAACAUUGUUGAAAAUUGUGACCCGAGAAUCAACGUGGACAUGUACAUUGAAAAGUUCAAGGAACUCAAGAAAGGCGGGGUUAAAGUGGCUGGCAUUGGACUACAAAGCCAUUUUAGCGCGGUGAACCCUGCUUUCAUGAGAGCUGUUCUUGAUAAGUUGGCAACUUUAAAACUUCCUAUUUGGCUCACGGAAGUUGAUGUUAGCAAUAUGUAUAAACAGGAAGAACAAGCUGUAUACUUGGAGCAAAUUUUAAGAGAGGCGUUCUCACAUCCAAGUGUGAAUGGGAUCAUGCUUUGGUCAGCUCUUGGCAGAGGAGGUUGCUAUCAAAUGUGCCUUACAGACGACAAAUUCCAAAACUUGCCAACGGGGGAUCUUAUUGAUCAGCUUUUACUUAAAGAAUGGAAAACUGGAACUAAACGUGGCAAAACAAAUGAGUUAGGUUCCUACAAUUUUCGAGGUUUCUUAGGUGAAUACAACGUUACAGUCAUUUACAAUCGUAGUAUCACCCAUUCCUACUUCUCAUUAGGACGUGGUGUCGAGACUAAGCACAUUACAGUUCAUGUCUAA